Messenger RNA from Falco peregrinus (peregrine falcon), 4071 nucleotides. RefSeq names its product ETAA1 activator of ATR kinase (gene ETAA1). Lineage: Eukaryota; Metazoa; Chordata; Aves; Falconiformes; Falconidae. The record is from RefSeq and is a predicted model, not a curated record. Bases 254 to 2872 code for a protein of 872 amino acids. The transcript has 6 exons.
AAGUUAUAUCUGUGGGCUUCCACAGCUGCAGCGUCAUUUCUGAAGGGCAGGGGUGACUAGCUGAGCUCCAUGUAGUGCGCUCGGCUCAUUUACUGGGCUGAGACAACUGCAGGCUGGUUUUGUGUAGUUAUAUUCCUGCUUUUAACAGGCCUAGCCAAAAAAGGCCCAGUGGAGGAAAUAUAGGCAAAGGCGUGAUGCCAAACAGUUUGCGGGCCUGUUAAAAUUGUGACCCAGAUCAGAGGCUGGGUGAAAGAUGCAGAGCAAGCAAGAAUGCAAAAUCUUCUCUCGUUUAGAGUCAUGUUUACAUAAAACACCUAAGAGAUCGUUGAGUAGGAAAUCCCGUAUACCUACGUUCAGCUCUCCUGUUAAUGACACCGAUAUACAGCAAGAAAUCUUUUGGGAUCCUCAUUCUCCAAUUGCACACAGACUAGGCAAUGGAAAAACCAAACAGUCUACCAGUAGAUGCGCAGUAGAAAUUUCAGAAAUUGUUAAUCGUAUUGCUCCUCAGGAUGAAAAAGCAGCCUGUAACGAAGACUCCCUUUUAGGGACGUGGAUUGGUGAGGAUGCUAUUCCCUGUACACCUGGAGUAGUAAAAGUGCGAGCUAGGACAAAGUUAAGUUGUACAAGAGAUCUUAAAAUAAAAAAUCCUGAAGAGGAGCUCAUGAAAUUGGCUAAGGAAUUUGAUAAAAAUCUAGUAGAGCUAGAUGCUGUUCAGGAACAAGAGAAGCUUGGUCAUGACCUCGAGACCACCUCAGAGUCUUUAAAUAAUUCUAAAGAUGAAGUAAAUAUGAAGAACCUGAAAUCACUUCUUGGUGAAGUAUCUGAAAGAGAUCCUGAUCUGUCCCUGAAACCAGUUGGACAGAGCACUGGCAUCCCUGCUGCAGAGCCCUGUCAAUCUGGCAGUCAAAAACCUGCAGACCUUGAGGCUGAAAUAGCCCUUCAUGCUCUUUUUGACUCCUCUACCCAGAUGUGUAGUGGACAGUUGAGCCAAGGACUAUCAGGUACUUCUUUAAAUAACAGCUUCCAUGAAAACAAAAGCAUCUUGGAGGAGGAGUACCUUCCUGAGCAAAAUAAACACAUGCAACAAGGUAACUCAGAGGCAUAUCGAAAAGAUACUCCGUGUCCCCUAGGAAGUGUGAACCAGGUUAUUCCAAAACCUAAUAUGCACACAUUGAUAAAAAAAAAUCCUUCUUUGAAGACGCCGUUGGUGGUCUCCAAUAAGCUUGCUGGAAUAGUUAAUGAUGACUUUGAUGACUGGGAUACAGAUUUGUUGGCAGAUGAUUCUUUUGUGAUGCAAAUAACCCAAAACCCUGAGUUGAUAACUACUGAAGAAGCACUACCAGUUCCUACAAAUCCAUCUGUGCAUGGUUUCAGUGACGCUAGCAGAACAAAGGAAAGAAGUAGUUGCGAUUCAGUAACCUGUUUGGGGAAUGUACAGAAAUCUAACAGUUUGCAGUUUUCACCUCUGAAACGUUCUAGUAAAAACACACAAAAUGUUGGAAAAUCUCUUUCUUUACAGAAGCCAUAUAAGUCAGAAAAGUCAAAGACAGAGACCAUAGCCUUUCAUGGCAAAUGUGACGUUAGGCCAGAUAAAAUAAAUUCUGUUUGGAAAAGUGCCCAAAACAGUGAUUUGAAUUAUAUUCCUGUUUCAACACAAUCAGAAGUGAAGAGUGGAAACGAAACUAUUCAGCCUAAAAGUGACCCCCUUCCUCUUCUUCCUUCAAGAUCUAAUCCUCAUAGACAAUGGACUGAAAAGCCUGGGAACAACACACACGUUUUCUGUCAAUCAUCCAGUGUUUCUACCAAUACAAAACCUAAUGCUCUAACUAAAGUGGUUAACCAAGCUAAUACAGGUCACUUAAAUGAAGUUGAAAUACCAAAGAAACGUCCUCUGUCAUUUGAUGACUGGAAUGAAGCAAAGUUCUCUGAUGAGAUACUAGAUAUGUUUUGUGAAUCCGAUAGUCUUUGGGAUGCAAACUGUGAGGAUGAUGAACUGUUGUAUCAGGUGUGUGAUGACAUAGAAAAGCAGACUCAGAGCCAGGAUGUUAAACAAGGAAACGAAAGAGCUAAAACUAUGCAAGGAGCCAGCAUUAAUUCCAGAUCAAAUGCUGAUAAUGGGUUCCCAGCAUCUAAACAAGGACUACCUGAUCUUCGCUUGGCACAGAAAACAAAUGCAAAACAGGAAGCUUUCUCACUGAAUAGUUCCUGUAGGAAUUCAUCAAAAGUUACACAUGGGCUGGCCACAACAGGUCACGUAGUGAACUGUAAAAACAUCUCAAGCCCUGUGAUCUUGGGUACUUCUAUGGAUUGUAAAUCCACACUGUCUAAAAACUGUCAUCAAGCUGCUUCUGAAUAUACUGCAAAGCCUGUUUCGGGAAAAUGGUACAGGUCAAGUUCUAUGCCAGCAGGAGAGACUGGUUCUGAAGUAAGUCCUGUUAAUGCAGUAAACACUUCUAGUAACAAAAUAUUGGACACCCCAGAUCUUUUGCAUAAUAUGGGAAAGAUUCCAAAUCACAGUUCUGGUAACAAAACAUCACAUAUGCCUUCAAAGUUUAAGUUCCGAAAGACUAACAGUUCUCAGGGUGCUCUUUGUGUAAGGUCUGAAAAUCCAGGGAGUCAUUCUGGCAUUGGAGUUACUCUGCAGGGUUUGGAAGGAAGCAAGAAUCAGGUGAAUGUGACUUUGCACAGCAAGCUUGACAAUAAGAAAACACCUUUCAAGAGGCACGUUUCAGAGUCUUCGGCACUGCCCACAUCAGUGUCUGUGGUGGAACAAAAAAAUAGAAAAUGUUCUCAAGAAGAGAUUGAAAGAAAAAAACAAGAAGCUCUUGCACGAAGAAAAUCCAGAAUGCAGGCAUUCUUUAAAGAUGCAUGAAUUUGGUGUUUGUUUUGUCUAUGGAGGAAGUUUUGCGGAGAGAAAUACGGUAAAAUGCUGGAAGAUACUUUUUAAACUGUUCACAGCUACUGAGGGCAAGCUUUUUCUAUUUCUCAAUUUUAAAAGAAAAAGAUCUUGAUCUGAACUGUAACUAAUACCCUGGUGGUACUUAGUCUCAAUUAAAAACUACCAAUUGUAAACAUGCAGUUUCAAACUACCUUCAGCACAAUGAGGAUUGUAUUAAGUUUAUAUACUGUUAUGUGAUGAAAUUGUAUAGUCUGAAAAUCAUCAAAACAUGAAAGCGUUUGUGUACACACAUAAGUAGAAGAUGUCAAAACCAGAUUGUAUAUGUUUUGGCUGUAUUUCUCUUAUUGAAAGUAUUUUAAUUAGUAAGACUCAAGUACACACAGAUUAAGAAAUACUAAUGUUUGCUCUCAGGUAGAAGAAAGUUUUUGAGUUUUGGUUUAAAGAAAGUACAAUCUAGAAAACAUCCAACAUCAGAAAACUAAUGAAAAUGAACAGGCUUUGGAAAGCAUGCUCAGUUUGUCUCUGUUACAUUAGGUAAGAAUUGUAAUUAGUGAAGAAGGAAUUUAAUAUAAAAGUUUCACAAGGUGAAAAAGCAUCCUGGAAAGGACAUUUUGUCUUUUUUUUUUAUUAUAUUAGUUCCCUUCAUGAAGAGUUGCAGAUAUCCUAGCUAACAAAAUUGGAUCACGUUUUGCUAAACAUGCAUUAACCAAGCUAAUUAGAAAAGGUAGCCUAUGUCAUUUUACCAAACCAUGAGCAAUAUGUAAUAUACCAGGUGAAAUCUCAACAGCUAUGAAUCAGUUUAGCCUUAGCAUACAGCCCUUAUGGGUUGUACAUAUUUAUCAAACUAAAGGCUGUUAAAACAUAAAAAUGCAAUGUCAUGUCAGCUUAACAGGAGCUGAUAGAAUUUUUUAUGUGAUAGAUGGGUGCAGAGCUCAAACUGCAAAAACUGCCUGUGGGUAAGCUGCAAGAUAUUUUUCAACUGAGAAAUGCUUAUAUGUAAACAUGUGACACUGAAAAGUGGCCGCAAUUUUUCUUUGUAAACAAGUAACUUCAAACUGUACCAAAGGUUAGAGGAAGCUUUUGGUAUCUGUAGUAUGUGCCGGUUUUGUAACUCCUAAAAAUGUAAGUAUUGUAUAUUUGUAAAUCAUCAUUAAACUUUUUUUACAUUUUUC